UCUAAAACUGGUACUCCCUCAACCAGUAAGUGCACAGAGGAGGCCCACUAUAUGAUAUUUAUGAGUACAUGGUCAAACAAAAUAACCUGAGCAAUGCACUUAAUUAUAAUUGAUGACUUUAUAAAAACAAAAUACAAAUGUUUUGCCUGUCAUUAUUAAGUACUUUGUACAGAUAUAAUUUAUGUUUAAAUGAUUAUUUUAAAAUACAUAUAUGAGUAGCAACAAUGAAGAUGCAACAUGAGAGCAGCUUUAUUGUUAUCAAAACGUAGCCCAAAAGGUGUUAUAUUAAAGGAUCAGUGUGUAGAUUUUAGUGACAUCUAGUGGUGAGUUUGCGUGUUGCACUCUUGUUGACUUUUCUCUGUUUCGUGUGCCUCACAGAAAAAGGUGGAACCAUGGACAUCGGUGGUUUGGAGACGGUGGUGGCGAACUCUGCCUAUGUGUCCGCCCGAGGCAGCGUGGACGGAUCUGCAGCAGCCUCCAUGCGUGAUAAGAAGAUGCGUGCCAGGUUGAAACUGCCGCACAUCAGAGAUUGUGAACACAUGAAGACAACUGUAGACACGGAAUUUGACAGCAUGUGCGUCACGCAGCCCGUCGGCAAGCGCCUGUUCCAAAUGUAUCUGGAAAGCGAAGCAACCCAUAAAAACACUGGGGAGAUGUGGAAGGACUUUGAAGACUACAAAAUAUGCCAGGAGAAGGACAGAGUGCAAAAGUCCCAAAAAAUAGUCAAUAAGUAUUACGAGUCAGCAUCAAAGAAUUUCUGCAAGUUCCUGGAGGAGAAGGCUGUCACUCGGGUCAAAGAAGACUACAAGAACGUCCACGGUGACCUGUUUAAAGAGAGUGAGCAGCAGCUGCUCAAACACCUGGAGAAGAAUGGCCUGGACGGCUUCAAGAACAGCAUGUACUUCCUGCGCUAUGUUCAGUUCAAAUGGUUGGAGAGCCAGCCUGUGGAUGAGGAGUGGUUCAAUGACUUCAGGGUCCUGGGCAAAGGAGGUUUCGGGGAAGUGUUUGCUUGCCAGGCCAAGGCAACAGGCAAAAUGUACGCCAACAAGAAACUGGAGAAAAAGAGGCUCAAGAAACGCAAAGGCUACGAGGGAGCGAUCGUGGAGAAGCGCAUCCUCGCAAAGGUUCACAGUCGCUUCAUCGUGACACUGGCUUACGCUUUCCAGACCAAGACAGACCUCUGCCUAGUUAUGACUAUCAUGAACGGUGGUGAUCUCAGGUUUCAUAUGUAUAAUGUGGAUGAGAAGAAUCCUGGUUUUGAUGACAAACGAGCACGUUUCUACACAGCUCAGAUCAUCUGUGGGCUGGAGCACCUUCACCAGCACAGGAUCAUCUACAGAGACCUCAAACCAGAGAAUGUCCUGCUGGAUGAUGCAGGACACGUCCGCCUGUCAGAUUUGGGUCUGGCUGUUGAGCUUCCACCAGGAAAAGACAAAACUGCUGGAUAUGCUGGAACCCCUGGUUUCAUGGCCCCGGAGUUGCUCCAGAAGAAGGAGUACGACUACUCAGUGGACUAUUUUACUCUGGGAGUCACCCUGUUUGAGAUGAUUGCUGCCAAAGGGCCCUUUAGAACUCGUGGAGAGAAGGUUGAGAAUGAUGAGGUCAUGCGCAGAAUCCUGAACGAUGCAGUUUCCUACACACCGACCUUCAGCAAUGAGUGCAAGGCCCUGUGUGAAGCCCUGAUGGAGAAGGACCCAGCGAAACGUGUCGGUUUCAAAAAUAAUGAUUGCUCCGAGCUCAAGAAUCAUCCCUACUUUAAAGAGGUUAACUGGGGCCGUCUGGAUGCAGGCAUGCUACCGCCACCGUUUGUCCCCGAUCCCAGGAUGGUCUACGCCAAAGACAUUGACGAUGUGGGCGCCUUCAGCACAAUCAAAGGCCUGGUCCUAGAUAACAAGGACACCGAGUUCUACAAUGACUUUUCUUCUGGUAACGUCCCGAUCCCGUGGCAGGAGGAGAUGAUUGAGACCGGUGUGUUUGGAGAGCUGAACAUCUGGGGCGAGGGCGGAAAGCUGCCCAAUGACCUCGACCCGAACUUCGUGGAGGCCAAGGGUGGGGGGUGUGUCCUGCUGUGAGUUAGGGCAAGAGAACAAAUUGAGUAUGUGCUCAUUUGGUGCCGCAUACUGUUUAUUUUCUUUGAACCAUUUGUACCAUAAUCUGUAUAAGCUUAUCAUUAUACAACUAAUACCUAUAUAUUUAUACACCAC
This is a messenger RNA of Limanda limanda (common dab), 2204 nucleotides long. RefSeq names its product G protein-coupled receptor kinase 1 b (gene grk1b). Gene Ontology annotation, biological process: signal transduction; protein phosphorylation; regulation of signal transduction. Gene Ontology annotation, molecular function: G protein-coupled receptor kinase activity; ATP binding. NCBI's taxonomy places the organism in Eukaryota, Metazoa, Chordata, Actinopteri, Pleuronectiformes, Pleuronectidae. Gene Ontology annotation, cellular component: cytoplasm. The record is from RefSeq and is a predicted model, not a curated record. The transcript has 7 exons. Bases 393 to 2072 code for a protein of 559 amino acids.